Molecule: messenger RNA, 7479 nt
Organism: Venturia canescens
Lineage: Eukaryota; Metazoa; Arthropoda; Insecta; Hymenoptera; Ichneumonidae
Product: NACHT domain- and WD repeat-containing protein 1
Exons: 16
Coding region: 2208-6998 (1596 amino acids)
Molecular function (GO): protein binding; ATP hydrolysis activity
Source: RefSeq, a predicted model, not a curated record
GUGCCGACGUUGCGAGGUGAGGUGAGGCGCUUUUUCAUCCCUGCCACACACCAACCGCAUGAUCCGAAUGGAAGUAAAAUGAGUUGAACACAGCAACGAAUAUGGAAUAAACCCAUACUCACAAGAAUCUCUACGCGGAGGCCCAAACCGGAAACUGGAAUUGGUUCGGUCGAUUGAUUCGCAGGCAGAACAUAAUAGUGUCGUCCAACGUAAUCCAACGAAUAACACCUGGCAGAAUAAAUUAAGGAACCUUCAUUAUUUCGCAUUACGGAACGAAAGUUCUGAGCCUUCGUAACGUGAGACCAAAUUAUUCUGCGAAUUAAAGAGUUGAGACGAAAAAAAACAUCGACGAAGGGGAAAACAACGAACAAAAAAGUUUCUAGAUGCGUACAAAAAGAUUGUUUAAUUUCAGAGAACAAAGAAAAAUCGAUAUGUUUUAGCUUUAUCGCUUGUUGACGCAUUCCCAUGCCUUGAUCAGGACGAUUAAAACAUGUGAAAAAAUGGAAACUGAAUAAUGAAGGCGACGACAAUCAUAGAAAAGUAACCAAUCGAUGCAUAGAUUCAGUGAAUAAGACAACGGAUUUCAUCGAAGAAAGUUAGAAAUAUUUACAAAUACACACACACACACACACACAUAAAUAUAUAUAUAUAUAUUUAUUUAUUUAUUUAUUUAUGAAUACAUUAUAAUAUUAACCUCCUCAAAUCUAUAUUUAAAAUACAUACAACUGACCUGAGAAACGUGAUUCCAUACCAUUAAUAUUUACUUAAUAAAAAAAAACUGGAAAAAUUAUUCUAUUCAGAAUUAUCGAUCUCCUCUUGUAUUCGAAAGUAUAUUUGAUGAAUGUACGUAUUAUUAGAACCCAACAAAUGAAAGAUCAAUCAUACCCUGACGAUUGUAGAAUUAGAUUGAGAAACAUAAAAAUAGUCACGAAAAAUUCGUUUGGUUCGAUAUAUGAAGCAAAGCAUUUACUUCGUCAAUCAUGCUGUGAAUGUGAGCCAACUAUUGUGUUGACUACCGAAGGCUAGCAAUCGAGUCAACAUCGAGAGCUUUCAAAGGAUAUACUUGAAAGACUGUAUUGCCAGUUAAAUAAAAAUAUAGAAGAAAUUCUUACGAAUGAAUAAAUACGCAAUACACCGAUUCUAGGAUAAAUCUACCAAUCUAAAUGUUCAACAGUAAAUGAAGAAAGAUAAAGAAACAUGAAAAGAUAAUCACUUCAGAAUGUUAAAAAGGUUAACGUUUUUAUUAAGCAUUUUCUGAAACUUUAAAUGAAGUUUUCGAAAUCUGAUGGCCAUUUUAUUCAGGAGAUCAGGAAAAAAUAUAUUUGAAUAUAUAAAUAUGCACACACACACACCCACACGCAUACACACACAUACAUACACACAUGUAUUCUCGUAGCAAUUUAACGUGAAUUGAAAAGGAACUCGAAACUUUCUACAUCCAGUGUACGUUAUUGAGAACAGUUUCUACAAGAUUAUCAGAAAAAUAAUUUUGCGAAGACUGAUUAUUAUAUGAAAAUAUCGUCUUCUGUAUCGAGAGUAAACGAGAUGUCUGAGAAGCAUUUACGUAAAAGCACUAGGUGCGAAAAAAAUGAGCAUGAGAAAUAAAAUUGAGUUGGGUGAGUAAUAGUCAAAUUCGUCAGAAGGAGCGAUUGUUCAGAGACGUGAACGUAAAAUUUUGAAUUGAAUACAAGAAUUGACAAGUACUUUUUACAAAAAUAUUUCAGAAAUUCAGAGAAAUUUGGAAAAUUAAUACGUCUUUAAGAAAUAUUCCAAAGAUUUUGAAUCAAACCUGGUAAAUAAGGAUUGUAAAAAGAAUUCAUUCAGAAUCUCAGAAGCUUUAAGAAUUUGUCCCUGACGUUAGUGACGUUGAGUUAUAAAAGCGAAGGAAUGAUGAGAAAAAUCUCACUAUUAGUUAUUCAAAAGAUAACUUGGAAUGGAAUGGCAAGAAACAACGUAUUAAAUAAACAAAGAGCGUUGCAAAAAUUGACAAAAAAUUGAGAAGCUUUCGAAUGAUGAGAACGUCAAAGAAGGAAGUUCCUAAGCUCGUUACUUCAUUCGAGCGAAAUGUUCGAAAGAGCAUAAAACAAAUUUAAAAAUAAAAAUAAACUUGGUAUAAAGCUUUGUGGGAAACGUGAUCAAAGCCCAAACUAAGGGUUUUAAAGAAAGACAGAUUAUAUCAACUUCAUCUCAUUCUGAUAUGUUCUUGGAUGUAUCACGAUCUUGAAAUUCCUAAGGAUAUACGACGGCAGCCAUUGAUAAACAUGAAUCUCGAGGUCGAGUUAAUAGCAGGGGUGAUUAAGGGUGGUUUACCACCGGCACAUUUACCAGCGCCUCGUCUCAUAAAGAUAUUCAUCGCAGGAGAACGAGAUGAAUUUGCGGAAGAACGUAAAUUACUGUUGGAAACUGUCGGUCCAUCCCUCCAGUCCGUCUACGAUGACAUGGGGAUCGAGGUUUUGUUGGUCGACAUGCAAUAUGGAACAGCGAAAAAUCCGGACGUUGAUCCCCUGUUAGCGGAGCAGUUUCUUGAAGAAAUAAGUGCGGCGCAUCAACGCUCAAGGGGAUGUUUUUUAAUCCUUUUGGUUGGAGCAGAUUAUACGCCAGGUUGGGCACCGAAAAAACUUGACAAUGAAACUUAUCAAUCUCUUAUAAGUGACCACUCACUGCUCAACGAGUAUUAUACACCCAACGACGAUGAUUACACCUUGAAAGCUACUAGCGAGGAAACUUCCAAGCAAGAUUGGCAAUCAACUCACGGCUUAAAUCUGCAGAACAUCUUGAAGUCAGCGGCGGAGGCAGCUUUGCUUCUUCAACCCAACAAUACCGGUGUUUUAAAUGUGUUGAAAAGCACUGCUGAACGACAAUUGGAGUAUGGCCUAAAUCUUGAUCCAGGUGGAGAAGGUAUAAUAGGAAUAAUACGUGACUGGAGCAAUGCCCCGCUCUCAUCCCCCGAAAGUGAGAGGCUCAAAUUAAAGUUAGAAGCCUCGUUGCCAUCGAAUAAUAUCAUACGUCAAAGAGUGGAUUACACGCCAGAUGGAAUAGAUCCAGAAUUGAGUAAUCACGACACUUACAUGAGGGAACUGCGUCAACGAGUCCUUGAUGCCGUGCAGUCUUUGGUGAAUGCUUCAGUAGAGAUUGAUCCAGAAAUCAAGAGUCGAAAAAAAAUGGUCCAAGAAGUGUAUGCCGAGAGCAUGAUCCAUCUUUCGCAGUUGCGGGAAUACGAGCCAGCCGAAGAGAACAACGAAGUCGUGCAACUCAUUCAGGAACGAAUGAUUGCGGGAAAAGAACAAAAGCAUGCUCCCAUCAUAAUUAAGGGUUCAAGGUCUUCAGGGAAAUCCAGUAUACUCGCCAAAAUUUAUGAAAAGGCGGAAGACUGGUUGGGUAAACCGAUUUACCGCAUAGUUCGUCAUUGCACAUUGACUCCAAGAUCCGCUUACAGCUUGGAACUCUUGAGAGUAUUGUGCGAACACAUUGGCUUUCUCACGGGAAACAACGAUGGGAAUUUGCCUCGGGAUGCUUCUUUCGAUCCACUUUACCUCAAUAAUUGGUUUACGCAAAUAAUGCGAGGCAUAGAGGAAGGAGCAUUGGCAAAUACACAAUUGGUUAUAAUGAUUGACGAUCUUCAUCGUUUACAUCCUCUGGAAAGUGACAUCGUCGCCGCCCUAUCAUGGCUCCCACUUCAAUUACCUGCAGGAGUCCAUCUCAUCCUGACAACUUCUCUACACCCUGAAGCUCUCAGGCUGACACCGUUGCAAAAAGAUCGCCUGAGAAAUCCAGAUAUUCUUAUCGAACUAUCAGGCUCUCGUAAUAACUUUCCAGAUAUUGCCAGUGCUCUUGAUGAACUUGAAAGUCUCGUUGGCAUCAACGCCGCUAAUAAUGUCGGUUCUUUCCUUGCUUGUACCGAAUAUGGCAUCUCCGAAACUGAAAUCCUCGAAUUAAUAAUGCCAACCGGUGGUGAUGAACCUUUACUUCUUGAAGAUGGACAUUUCAACUUUGCUACUUGGUGUCUCGUACGAAGAUUUCUUUCACCGUGGCUUAAAGUGCGUGUGAUGAGUGGAAGAUUAAUGUUUUCCUGGCGUUGGACGAGCCGUGAAGUGGCCAGGAAGCGAUAUUUGUCGAACCAGACGGCCUGUAAAUCAUACCAUACGGAACUGGCAAAUUUGUUUUUCGCGGAGGAUUCUGAAGACAGCGAAGAAAAAUCCCCCGCAGAUACGGAAGCUCAACCGGCUAAAGAGACGCCUUUUCAGAGCAAAUUACAAUCACAGGACAUCACUUACACUCUCCGACACGUUGAAGAAGCUUGGCUUCAUCUGCUUCAAGCGGGUGAUGUUGAAAAACUUAAAAAACUCGCCGUCUGCGCUUUCGAUUUUCUUCUUGCUGCUGUCCAAAUGGAGUCGGUCAGUUAUUUGAGAUGCGUACUCGAACAUGCUCGACGAUAUCUUCUCGAGAGAGAUCUCGAGCUGGUUUAUUACGCAAUUCGAAAUUCCAGUGAUGUACUUACUAGAGAUCCUCUUCAACUAGGAGCUCAAUUGAUCUGUUGGCUAAGGCCCGUCGUCGAAGAUAGUGGUGAUCUUGUGAGCAGAAUGAUCACAGCUGCAAUGGCCUGGUGCGAUGGUUACCUAGCACCACUUCUGGUUCCAUUAAAUGGAUGGUUGCAGCCACCAUUACCUAUUCAAAUAAGAACAUUGGGUUGUCCCCAAGGUGUUCGACUCGUGGAACCGGCACCUUCUGGUCAGCACGUUGUUGUUGUUCCUCCUCAGGGUGACGCUCAACUCUGGCACGUAAUGUCAGGACAGUUGGUACACACGUUCAAGGGUCACUCAAAUCCAAUAUCGUGCAUUGCGGUGACCCAACAAUCGCAAUACUUGCUCACAGGUUCUGAGGACACUUCGAUAAUAGUAUGGGACAUGAAAGAGUUGACACUAAAACGACGAAUAUGCGAACACAUAGCACCAGUUUUGACAUUAACACCGGCAUUGAACAAUUCGGUUAUUGUUAGCGGGGGUGAAGAUUCAAGGAUAAUAGCUACGAGUUUGUUAACUGGGGAGGUCUUGAUGAAAGUCGAUCAUCAUCGAGGUCCUGUUACGGCAGUACGGGUUGACGCAGCCGGAGAAGUUCUCGUUUCGGGAUCAUCGGAUAGUACUGUUUGCCUAUGGUCCCUUGAAAAUUUUACUCUCCUUAACAGCAUACUAUUACCGUCGCCCAUUGUCAUGCUGGACGUUUCUGCUGAUUCCGUGUUUCUUCUUGCCGCUUGCGAAGACCAUCAAUUGUAUCUCAGGUCACUCGCGACCGGUACAGAAAUUCACACCCUCCGAGGUCAUCAAGGUCCUGUCAAGAGUAUCUGCCUGGCCAAGGAUUGUCGGAGAGCGAUCGCUGGUGGGCUCGAAGGACACGUCACUAUUUUUGACAUGCACAGCGGCAAAUUCAUCAAGACAUUGCCCGCCAAUCCUUCAACAGUUGUAACCACAAUCAAAGUCACGGAGAAAGACGAUUUUCUGAUAACCGCUGGAGGCAACCGCUUGAUAUAUUGGAGUUUUCGUGCCGAGGAAGGCCCCAUGAGACCAAAUAAACCACCAGGCAAACAAGAUUCUCUUCAAACGCACACUGCGGCGAUAACUUGCCUCGAUAUAUCAAGAGACGGCGCCAUGGCGGUUACCGGAGGAGUCGACUCCCUCGUCAAUCUAUGGCAACUUAAUACGCAUGAAUUGAUGCUUACACUCGAAGGGCACAUAGCAAGUGUGACUUGCGUUGCUUUUUCGGCAUCCGGACUUUUUGCUGCGUCAGGAUCUGAGGAUAAAACUGUUCGGGUCUGGGGACUCACGUUGGGUCUUGUCGUGGCAACAUUUAGACACCAGGCUCCUGUAACCGCGGUAACGGCAAUGCUGGAUGGAAGAAGGGUCGUCAGUUCAGAUCGGGCCGGAGCGAUACGGGUUUGGGCUGCCGACAGUGGAACAUUGAUUCAAUCUGUUUGCGGGCCAGGAAGAUGUUUCGCGGUCACUUCGGAUAUGAGAUAUACGGUUUGCGGCAACGGUGACAAUCAUGUGAGAAUAGUGAGUCUCGGAGCUGGUCCAGAAGAAAAGCAUCAGGUCAGCCACAGUCAAGACGUGACCUGCCUCGUUGUGACAUUCGACUCUCAAUCAUUGAUUACCGGGUCAAAAGACAUGAGCCUGAAAGUUUGGCAACUAGCAGGCGGAAAGUUGUCACAAGUUUUGGUUGGACAUACAGAUCACGUGACUUGCGUAGCAGUAGCUGUACUCGACAAAAGUAUCGUUGUUUCGGGAUCCCGGGACGCGAAUCUUAUCGUUUGGGACAUCAACACCGGAUCAGAUAUUCAUACGUUAGUCGGUCAUCUUGGUUAUGUCACCUGCGUCAGAUUAUCAGGCGAUGGUACAUUGGCAGUUUCUGGAAGCGAAGACAAAAGUCUCGUCGUCUGGGACACGAAAAAAGGCACUGCUUUGAAUUCCAUUAUGGUUCACAUACCGGUUCUUGGCAUCGAGAUGUCAACCGAUUGUUCAAGACUUGCUCUACAUCUUUUGGAAUACAAUUGCAUGCCAAUACUCUGUCUUCAUAACACACCAGCUCAAUACGUCAAAUUACCUUCUUAUGUGGCACCGAUUGAUCUCAGACCACCAGGACCCAAACGUCCUACUAGAAGGUUUCUCAAAAAGGAGGUAUCACUUGAUACUUAUACUUGGCAGCGCAAAUACGGACAUCUCACUUCCGGAUCAACGGUUGCCACCGUCGAGGAACGUCUAAGACGCCGAUUCAGCGUCAGCGCCUCGAUGGAAGAAAUCAGCAAAGCCGGUUUAGCCAAUUCACAACCAGGCCUUGGUCCGGAGCAAGCGGCUCUCGCUCAAUCCCAACACUUUGAUCAGCUCGAGGCAAUCUGGAACAAGCAAUCACCACCACCGAGACCCCGAGGCCUCGGUAGAACUCUGUCCAAGCAAAGUUCUCUUCAAGCAACGAGAAUAUCGGACUCCGAGGAAGAAGAUAUUCCGUGAAUCUAAGGCCAAGAUUACGCCAACAAACCAGUGAUUAUCUUCCAACGUUGGGAUCCAACAAAUUGUAAACCCAAAUGCCAGAGGUCCUGCAUCUAAAAUCGUACUUUACAACUGUCCACCAUCUUUAACAUAAACUAAAGACAAUUCGAUUGAUUAAAUAAGUAAGGAACGCCGAUGAAUUUCAUGAUGUAUUGUCGCUGCAGGAAACUGUGAAAACGAAAUCGAAUGAUGACUCCUAAAGCUUAGAUCACAAUCAAUGUUCUCCCAACAAGAUCGAGGCAGGUGACACUGUCAGUGGCUGAAUGUAAUCUUCUGAAAAUGACUUUUACGUUAUUUUGAAAAGUGCACGAGAAAAAAAUGUUAUAAAAAAUCUUAACAUUGCAACAAAGACAAUUUUUUUUUUGGUAUUGAUGGAACUGAAAAUUAUGACAAAGUGUAUGUACAAUCUCUAAUACUAUUAGCCUCUACUGUCUCUCAAAAA